AUGCCGGCGUUCAAAACCCCGUUCAACGGCUACGCCGUAAAGUUCAGCCCCUUUUACGAGCAACGACUCGCGGUCUCCACCGCUCAAAACUUUGGCAUCCUUGGCAAUGGACGGAUUCACGUAAUCGACCUUUCUCCCGCCGGACCGAUCGCCGAAAUCGCCGCCUACGAUACCGCGGAUGGUGUUUACGACGUUUCAUGGUCAGAAUCUCACGAUUCACUUUUAGUCGCAGCCGUCGCCGAUGGUUCGGUCAAGCUAUACGAUCUCUCCCUCCCACCUACUUCCAAUCCAGUUCGAUCCCUCUCCGAACACACCCGCGAAACCCACUCGGUUGACUACAACGCCGUCCGUCGAGACUCGUUUCUAUCGUCCUCCUGGGACGACACCAUCAAGCUCUGGACAAUCGAUCGACCUACCUCCGUCCGUACGUUUAAAGAACAUGCGUAUUGUGUUUACUCCGCCGCGUGGAACCCCCGUCACGCAGAUGUUUUUGCGUCGGCGUCCGGCGAUUGCACCGCCCGGAUAUGGGAUGUGCGUGAGCCGGGAUCAACAAUGAUCCUCCCAGCUCACGAAUUUGAAAUUUUAUCAUGUGAUUGGAACAAAUACGAUGAUGCAGUGAUCGCGACUUCAUCGGUUGAUAAAUCAAUUAAGGUAUGGGAUGUCAGAAAUUACAGAGUUCCUGUAGCUGUUUUGAAUGGACAUGGAUAUGCAGUGAGAAAAGUUAAGUUCUCACCACAUAGAGCAAGUGUAAUCGCGUCAUGUUCAUAUGAUAUGACUGUUUGUUUGUGGGAUUAUAUGGUGGAGGAUUCGUUGAUUGGGCGUUAUGAUCAUCAUACAGAAUUUGCAGUUGGGGUUGAUAUGAGUGUUCUUGUUGAAGGGUUAUUAGCAAGCACUGGAUGGGAUGAAUUUGCUUAUGUUUGGCAACAUGGGACUGAUCCAAAAGCACCUUGA
This is a messenger RNA of Lactuca virosa, 951 nucleotides long. Lineage: Eukaryota; Viridiplantae; Streptophyta; Magnoliopsida; Asterales; Asteraceae. The record is from the annotation of a GenBank genome assembly.